GCCGCGAAGACACCAAACCCCAAAACCACAGCCAAAGAAAAAAACAAAGAAAGAAAAAAUGGAGUCGACGCCACCACCAGCACCGGAGCCGAGGAAGCGCGGCCGGCCGAAGGGCUCCACCAAGGCGAAAUUGGAGAAGGAAAGAGAGGCUGGGGCUCCGUCCAGAAUGCGAGGCUCCGGCGGCGAGCGGAGGAACACCGCCGGCGAUGAGAGCUACGCUCGCUGGAAGCAGAUCGUCCCCGUGCUCUACGACUGGCUCGCCUCUCACAACCUUGUCUGGCCCUCUCUCUCCUGCCGUUGGGGUCCAGUUCUUGAAAGAGGGACAUACAAGAAUAAGCAGCGCCUUUACCUUUCUGAACAGACUGACCAUACCCAGCCAAACACUUUGAUUAUUGCAAAUUGUGAGGUUGUGAAGCCACGGGUAGCUGCAGAGAAUCACAUAGCUAAUUUCAAUGAAGAUGCCCGUUCACCAUAUGUGAAGAAGUACAAGACUAUCUUACACCCUGGAGAGGUGAAUAGGAUCAGGGAAUUGCCUCAGAAUAAGAAUAUUGUGGCGACCCAUACAGACUGUCCUGAAGUUCUUAUUUGGGAUGUUGAGGCACAACCUAAUCGGCAUGCUGUUCUUGGAGCUGCAGAUUCUCGCCCAGAUUUGGUUUUAACUGGACAUCAAGAUAAUGCAGAGUUUGCUCUUGCAAUGUGCCCAGCUGAACCGUUUGUCCUUUCUGGAGGAAAAGAUAAAUCUGUGGUGCUUUGGAGCAUUCAGGAUCAUGUUUCAACACUGGCAGCAGAUGCAACACAAUCUGCAGAGCCUGCAGGUUCUAUUGUUAAAGCUGCUGAUAACUCUACUGUUGGCCCACGUGGGAUUUUUUAUGGUCACAAUGAUACAGUUGAAGAUGUCCAGUUUUGCCCGUCGAGUUCACAGCAGUUCUGUAGCGUUGGAGAUGAUUCUUGUUUGAUUCUGUGGGAUGCUCGAAGUGGAACUAGUCCAGUUGUAAAGGUUGAAAAAGCACACAAUGCAGAUCUUCAUUGUGUAGAUUGGAAUCCUCAUGAUGAAAACUAUAUUUUGACUGGGUCUGCAGAUCAUACAGUGUGCAUGUUUGAUCGCCGCAGCUUAAACUCUGAUGGAAUUGGAUCGCCUGUCCAUAAAUUCCAAGGCCACAAUGCUGCUGUUCUCUGUGUCCAGUGGUCACCUGAUAAAAGCUCUAUCUUUGGGAGUUCAGCUGAAGAUGGUUUGUUGAACAUAUGGGAUUAUGAGAAGGUUGGCCUGAAGGAAGAAACAGGGUCCCGACCUAUGGGUGCCCCACCAGGGUUGUUUUUCCAACAUGCUGGACACAGGGACAAGGUUGUCGACUUCCACUGGAAUGCAUACGAUCCAUGGACUAUAGUCAGUGUAUCUGACGAUGGAGAAUUUUGUGGUGGCGGCGGUACCUUACAGCUGUGGCGCAUGACGGACCUUUUGUACAGGCCAAAGGACGAGGUUUUGGCCGAGCUUCAAAAGUUUAAAGAUCAUGUGAUUGAGUGCUCCAAGACAACCACCCCCAACCCAACCCCACCCCCACCCCCCACCUCCACUUGAUGAAAUCCUUAUCAAGUAACUCUCUCUCUCUCUCUCUCUCUCUCGUUCAUUUUAUUGCGGAACUCUUUAGACAAUACACCGUAGUGAAACUGAACUGCUCUCGUUUUUCUUAUUGUACUGUUGUUUGCUUAAAACCGACCAACCAAUCCACCCAUUAGACGAUACAGUUUAGCCAGCAUGAAUUCGACAUUGUUGUGUGCCUUGCUUUAGCGUUAACUUUUGUAGAAACAAACUCGUGUCGAUUCACUGUGGCGAGAAUUAAUGUUUAUUGCUUUGGAUUGACAUGUUUUGACC
Molecule: messenger RNA, 1870 nt
Organism: Andrographis paniculata
Lineage: Eukaryota; Viridiplantae; Streptophyta; Magnoliopsida; Lamiales; Acanthaceae
Product: WD-40 repeat-containing protein MSI4-like
Exons: 15
Coding region: 59-1576 (505 amino acids)
Biological process (GO): regulation of gene expression
Cellular component (GO): nucleus
Molecular function (GO): histone binding
Source: RefSeq, a predicted model, not a curated record